Molecule: messenger RNA, 9696 nt
Organism: Calidris pugnax (ruff)
Lineage: Eukaryota; Metazoa; Chordata; Aves; Charadriiformes; Scolopacidae
Gene: RICTOR
Product: RPTOR independent companion of MTOR, complex 2
Exons: 37
Coding region: 48-5120 (1690 amino acids)
Biological process (GO): TORC2 signaling; positive regulation of phosphatidylinositol 3-kinase/protein kinase B signal transduction
Cellular component (GO): TORC2 complex
Molecular function (GO): protein serine/threonine kinase activator activity
Source: RefSeq, a predicted model, not a curated record
ACUAAGCAGUUUUGUCUUGGACAAAUAGGAACUCGUUCCCUACCCAAAUGUGUAGCUCUUCUUGCCUUAGUGAGGGCUCAGAACCCGCUGAUAAUAUGAGAGAGAUUCUCCAAAAUGUGGCCAAAUUACAAGGCGUUUCAAAUAUGAGAAAAUUAGGUCACUUGAAUAAUUUUACUAAGCUUCUUUGUAAUACUGGCCAUGCUGAAGAAAAGCUAGGUUUUACAUAUGACAGCAUCAUAAUAUGUCUGAGGUUAGCUUUACUAAAUGAAGCAAAAGAGGUGCGAGCAGCAGGAUUGCGAGCCCUCCGCUAUCUCAUUCGAGACUCCAGUAUUCUCCAGAAGGUGCUAAAGUUGAAAGUGGAUUACUUGAUAGCCAGGUGCAUUGACAUACAGCAGAGUAAUGAAGUAGAAAGAACACAAGCACUUCGAUUAGUCAGAAAGAUGAUCACUGUGAAUGCUUCAUUGUUCCCCAGUUCUAUUACUAAUUCUUUGAUAGCAGUUGGAAACGAUGGUCUUCAAGAAAGAGACAGAAUGGUUCGAGCAUGUAUAGCCAUUAUCUGUGAACUAGCACUUCAGAAUCCUGAGGUGGUGGCUCUUCGGGGUGGUUUAAGUACCAUCUUGAAAAAUGUGAUUGAUUGUCAGCUAAGCCGAAUAAAUGAGGCUCUGAUAACUACAGUUUUGCACCUCAUUAAUCAUCCAAAGACCCGACAGUAUGUGCGAGCAGAUGUAGAAUUAGAGCGAAUUUUAGCUCCUUACACAGAUUUUCACUACAGGCAUAAUCCAGACACAGCAGAAGGACAACUCAAGGAGGACAGAGAAGCACGAUUCCUAGCUAGUAAAAUGGGAAUAGUGGCAGCAUUUCGAUCAUGGGCAGGUAUUAUCAGCCUGUGCAAACCUGGAAAUUCUGGGAUUCAGUCUCUUAUUGGGGUACUCUGUAUACCAAAUAUGGAGAUACGGCGAGGUCUGCUUGAAGUUCUCUAUGAUAUAUUUCGUCUUCCUCUCCCUGUUAUUGCAGAAGAAUUUAUUGAGGCACUUCUCAGUGUAGAUCCAAGUAGGUUUCAGGACUGCUGGAGACUUUCUGAUGGGUUUGUAGCUGCUGAAGCUAAAACUAUAUUACCGCAUCGAGCCAGGUCAAGGCCUGAUCUCAUGGAUAAUUAUUUGGCUUUAGUCCUUUCAGCUUUUAUUACCAAUGGACUUCUAGAGGGUCUGGUUGAAGUGAUCACAAGUAGUGAUGACCAUGUAUCUGUUAGAGCAACUAUCCUUUUAGGAGAACUUUUGCACAUGGCAAACACAAUUCUUCCUCAUUCUCACAGCCAUCACCUGCACUGCUUACCAACGCUAAUGAACAUGGCAGCAUCUUUUGACAUCAUGAAAGAGAAAAGACUACGAGCAAGUGCUGCACUAAACUGCUUAAAACGUUUUCACGAAAUGAAGAAGAGAGGACCUAAACCUUACAGCCUCCAUUUAGAUCAUAUUAUUCAGAAAGCGAUCUCAACGCACCAAAAAAGGGAUCAGUACCGUGUGCAGAAAGACAUCUUUAUUUUAAAGGAUACAGAAGAAGCACUUGUAAUGAAUCUUCGAGACAGCCAAGUUCUCAAUCAUAAGGAGAACCUUGACUGGAAUUGGAAUCUAAUAGGGACCAUACUGAAAUGGCCAAAUAUAAAUCUGAGGAACUAUAAAGAUGAACAAUUGCACAGGUUUGUAAGGAGAUUGCUAUAUUUUUACAAGCCUAGCAGUAAACUGUAUGCCAACCUGGAUCUGGACUAUGCCAAGGCUAAGCAGCUCACUGUGGUGGGUUGUCAGUUUACUGAAUUUCUUCUUGAAUCAGAAGAGGAUGGACAAGGUUACCUGGAGGAAUUGGUUAAAGAUAUUGUACAUUGGCUCAAUUCUUCAUCAGGAAUGAAACCUGAACGUAGUCUUCAAAACAAUGGGUUGCUAAAUACCCUUAGUCAGCACUACUUUCUGUUUUUUGGUACUCUCUCUUGUCACCCUCAUGGAGUGAAAAUGCUUGAAAAAUGCAAUGUGUUUCAGUGUCUUCUUAAUCUUUGCUCUUUGAAGAACCAGGAUCACUUGUUAAAAUUGACUGUUUCUAGUUUGGAUUACAGCAGAGAUGGAUUAGCAAGAGUCAUCCUUUCUAAAAUCCUGACAGCAGCUACUGAUAGCUGCAGGUUGUAUGCAACAAAACACUUACGAGUAUUACUGAGAGCAAAUGUGGAGUUCUUCAGCAACUGGGGGAUUGAGUUACUGGUGACCCAGUUACAUGAUAAAAAUAAAACUAUUUCUUCUGAGGCACUUGAUAUUUUAGAUGAGGCAUGUGAAGACAAGGCCAAUCUCCAUGCCCUUAUCCAAAUGAAACCAGCUCUUUCUCAUCUUGGAGACAAGGGUUUACUUCUACUCCUAAGAUUUCUGUCCAUCCCAAAGGGGUUUUCAUAUCUUAAUGAAAGAGGUUAUGUAACAAAACAAAUGGAAAAGUGGCAAAAGGAAUAUAACUUAAAGUAUGUUGAACUGAUUGAAGAACAACUCAAUGAAGCACUUACAACAUACCGCAAACCUGUUGAUGGUGAUAACUAUGUUCGUCGGAGCAACCAAAGAUUACAGCGACCACACGUCUACCUGCCAGUUCACCUUUAUGGCCAACUGGUGCACCAUAAAACGGGCUGCCAUUUAUUGGAGUCUCAGAGUAUUGUUACAGAUCUGAGUUACACUGUUCGUUCCCCAAUGCUGGAUAAAUGGGAAGGAAUUAAGCAGCUGAAAGCAGCCCUUUGGGCCUUGGGCAAUAUUGGAUCAUCAAAUUGGGGUCUUAACUUGCUUCAAGAGGAGAAUGUAAUUCCUGAUAUAAUGGCACUUGCUCAACAUUGUGAGGUUCUCUCUGUUAGAGGAACCUGUGUCUACGUGCUUGGUCUAAUAGCCAAAACUAAACAAGGAUGUGACAUUUUGAAGCAUCACAACUGGGAUGCAGUGAGACACAGUCGUAGACAGCCUUGGCCGGUGGUGCCUGAUGACAUGGAGCAGCUCUGCAAUGAACUUUCUUCUAUACCCAGUACUCUUAGCUUGAACUCUGAGUCCACUAGUUCUAGGCAUAACAGUGAAAGCGAAUCUGCUCCUUCAAGUAUGUUCAUCAUGGAGGAUGACCGUUUUGGUAGUACUUCCACCAGUACAUUCUUCCUAGAUAUUACUGAAGAUGCAGAACAGAUAUUUUACGACAGACCUUCAAAGGACAAAGACCGUAGUCCCUUUCCUUUUUUUGCUUCUAGUAAACUUGUGAAAAACCGCAUUCUAAAUUCUCUUACUCUACCUAAUAAAAAACACAGAAGUAGCAGUGAUCCCAAAGGAGGAAAGCUGACAUCAUCUGACAGUAAAUCAGGCCUGAGGCGAAAUCGUACGGUAACAGAACCUUCUGGUAGCAUAGACUUUCCUUCUGGGGAAGAAUUCAACCCUGUUUUCAGAGUUCCUAAAAUCCAGACUUUACGAUUAGAAACUUCUUUUGUUGGAAGUAAGCACAUGGAAGAUACUGAUAGUACACCGAGUAUUGGAGAAAAUGAUCUGAAGCUGCCAAAAGGUCUUGGAAAUGAAAUUCACCGGGAAAACACAAGCAGAGAAAGGCUAAUAGGAGAUGGUACUACACAAACACAUUUCAAGAGUCGUAGCUUAAGUUUUAAUACAGAUACCACAACAAGUGGCAUAAGCUCAAUGAGCUCCAGCCCUUCAAGGGAGACUGUAGGUGUGGACACUACAAAUGUAGAUACUGACUGUGGAAGUUUGAGUACUGUGGUAAGCACAAAAACAGUUAAACCAAGCCACUGUUCAACACCACAGUCUAACCACCUGCCUCUCUCCAAAUCCAACUCGGUGUCCCUAGUGCCACCAGGGUCUUCUCACACACUUCCCCGGAGAGCCCAGUCUCUUAAAGCUCCUUCUCUUGCUACAAUAAAAAGUCUUGCUGACUAUAACUUCAGCUACACAAGUUCUCGAGAUGCCUUUGGCUACGCUACACUAAAACGCCUGCAGCAGCAGAGGAUGCAUCCUUCACUGUCCCACUCGGAAGCCCUGGCAUCUCCAGCAAAGGACGUGCUCUUUACUGACACUAUCACCAUGAAGUCUGGCAGCCUGGAUUCUCGGCUCACCCCAAGCCGGUUCAUGAAAGCUUUAAGUUAUGCUUCAUUAGAUAAAGAAGAUUUAUUAAGUCCCAUUAACCAAAACACACUUCAGCGAUCCUCCUCUGUUCGCUCCAUGGUUUCUAAUGCUACAUAUGGUAGCUCUGAUGAUUACAUUGGCCUUGCUCUCCCAGUGGAUAUCAAUGAAAUAUUUCAGGUAAAGGAAACUCCGUAUUUCCAGAAGAAAACGACACCUCCAUUUGAUGACCGUGGAGCUAGGGUCUUCGUACCUGAUGCAGGAGGUCUUCCAUCAGGUACAAGUGAUGUUGUCAAAAGCCCUUUUCAGAUGCUCCGACAGCAGAUCAGUCUCACAGAAAUAAUGAAUACCAGCCGUUCAGAUGCCUCUCAGUUUUUAGAAAACACAGAGGAUACGGGGCUACAGGAGCACACAGAUGAGAACUGCCUUUACUGUGUCUGCAUUCAAAUACUGGGUUAUCAGCCUAACAACAAAGUGAAUUCUUCGUAUAGUCGUGCAGAUUUUUCAGACAUUCCAUAUACUGACUGGUGUGGGCAGACCAUACACAAUCACUUAGAUGUGCAUUCCUCCAAGUUUUCUGGAAUUUCAGGCUGUAGUGAUGCGGUAUCCCAUGGUUCAGCUAGCAGCACCAAGAGUACAGAGCUUGUGCUAGGAGUAAAGUCAAUCCCAGAUGACACGCCGGUGUGCAGAAUACUUCUGCGGAAGGAAGUCUUACGUUUAGUCAUCAAUUUGAGUAGUUCAGUGGGAACUAAGGGCCACGAAACUGGACUCUUGACAAUUAAGGAGAAGUAUCCCCAAGCAUUUGAUGACAUAUGCCUUUACUCCGAGGUGUCCUACUUGUUAGCACAUUGCACGUUUCGACUCCCGUCUCGAAGGUUCAUUCAGGAGCUGUUUCAGGAUGUGCAGUUCUUACAAAUGCAUGAAGAAGCAGAGGCAAUUUUAGCAACACCCACCAAACAGCCAGUAAUCGAUGCGUCGGCUGAGUCCUGACCUCUGUCUCGCGCAGCGCUUUGCCUAUAGACUUUCUGAAAUGCUCAGACAACCUCUGACUGACUGGAUAAAAAGCUUGGAGCAUCAUCUUCUAGACCGUUCCAGAAGCUACUGGUACCUGAAGACUGUACUGAAAACUUUUCCUUCCUCAACCAAUUACUGCCCUAGUCUUUUGAGCCCUUUGGGGAUUUAUUAAACAUUACCAUAGUUUUAAUAAUAGUAAUUACCCAUAUAUGCAAGAGCCGAGCACUGAACACCUCCACAAGUUUUCAUUUCAUUUUCUACCAUGAAUUAAAACAAAUAGGACAACGAAUAGGACGUCUUUUUUGAUUGACUGCCGAUUGUGAAGCAGAACGAUGCCUUGCUUUUUAAUCCCUGGAUACCAGGAAUCAGAGAGAUGAGGGUGCGUUCCAUGGCCAGCAGUGGGGAGCUGUACUGUACAUGUGGAUACCAGGGGAUUAAUGUCAGCCCUUCGCUGUUGGUUUUUUGUACUGUUUAUAACACUACUUGGGGGUUUGUAACUUCAGACAGAAAGAAAAGCCUCUGUGAAUCUGAGGUUUCCUUUAAGUUAUUUUAAUGUUGCUAUAGUUCUAAGUCAUUUUAUUAGCAGUCUCUCCAAUUUCAUUACAUUUACGUAGAUGUACCUUAUCUGAACCAGUUAAGGAUUUUCACUACAGUUUGAUUUUUAAAAGUAACAAAUCAUUUAAACAUAAAAUGUUGAAAUCAGAUUGUUUUCCCUGAAUGAUAUGCAUGUGUUUGCAGUUCCUACACUCAUGCUCAUAUAGUACAAAUGUUGGUCUUACUCUUAACUAAAAUCCUUUAAAAAGCAUGAUUUGUAUCCGAUAAGUAAAUAUUGCAUAAACUAAACUUGAAGACAUUUAAUCAUUGCUGCUUUUGUGAAAAGAAAUAAGUGGUUUCCAAGUUACAUGAAAACAGCCUUUUAUAAAAACAAAGGUUUAUUUGAAUAUUCAAUGGGUCAAGCAUCAGACAGUACUAAUAAUUGUAGUGAAAAGCCUUAAGUACCAAAUUGUGGAGCAGCAGUACUUAUAACUUUAUAUUGGUAUUUAAGACUACGUGCAAAAGUUAAAUAAUACAGUGACUGUUAAUGACUGAAAUAGUUGCCUCUAUCGCAUUACUAGUGAGGUUUCUAAAUUAAUGAGUGCAAGCCUAAAAAAAAAAAAGUAAGAAUCCCCAUCACUUUUAUCAUGGAUCUAAAGAUUUAGAAGCCUUUAUACGAAGGUAAUAUAAAUAUAUGCAAAUGUGUACAUACAGUAGCAUGGCCACCUUUGUUAGAAUGCCUGUAAUAGAAGGGAUUACCCUUUGAUUUUGAUAUAGGUGAAUAAUUCAGCUGGACUGUACUAAGUAGAACGUAUUUUUAUCCAUUGACUUUUACCAUUUUUUAUAAUUGUCAGAUUAAUACUUAAGAUAAGUGAAAUUUAUCCUGAUGCUCAUAACUCUGUUCUUACUAGCUAUGCUACUGGGGAUUUCCAUAAGUGGUCCUGUGAACAGUAAAACACAACUCUAGUGAAAUGUAGAAUUUAUUUGUACUUAUUGGAAAUUUCAUCUUGCCACAUAAGCACUGCUUUGCAGCUAUCACUUCACUGAGUUUUCAUGCACUGCAGACCAUCAGGUUCCGGUAAAGCAGAUUGUAAGUUGCUGCUUAUAGUCAAAUUUAGUUUCUAAGAUUAUCUGUUCAUGAGUUCCCACUGAAAGAAAGAGCAAAAAGAAACUCGUUCAACUCUUGUGUGGUCAGUGACAUAAACAGUAUUUCUAAGUGUCAAGGCAUGUUUGAAAUGCUCUGAAAACAUACCACACCAGUAACUAUUGGACUUCUCUAGUCAUAAGAAAUAAACGCUUCUGUAAAACCAAAAUGUCAAUCACAGUAGACCAAAUAGUGGUAUAAACUCCAAAGGAAAUAAUGUAGUUUUCCCAAAAACGGGGCUAGCAUAUCUUAGACAGUAGUUUCAAACACUACCUCAGUUAGGCUAGAGUAUAAGAGAUUUGUUUUAGUAACUAGAUGGGGUUAUAUCAAACAACUCCAUGUUAUUUUUCUGCAGUUUAAGCAAAAUAAACAAGUUGUAUCACCUGUAUUUAAAAAGCCACCUUUGUUCAUUUGUUACCAGUUUAACCCAUAGCACUUAUUGUAGAAAGCGCCAUAGGAAAGCCUCUGAUUAUAAAAAGGUAAGCAAAAGCGAUGUCAAUAUACUUUUGAAACAAUCUGCAUCCUGAAAUGCUUAUAUGUUCUGACGUACUCGCUUGUUUGGGGAUCCAUGACAACAGAAGCUUGACGUAUGAAUUAUGGCUGCAAAUUCAGUUGUAAAACGUGAUUAUUUUUUUUUUUCUAAAAGUGUAUGAGUGUCAGUAGAUUUCAACAAGGAUGCAUCAAGGAUGUAAAGUCUGUACUGUACAUAAUACAACAUUUCUAGAGUUAAUUUACAUAUUUACAUUAAGCUCACAUUAGUGUUUCAUUUGAAUUGGCAAAUGAAGGGAUACUGUUAUUGAAGGAAUUUGAUAUUGGCCUAGCUAUAAACUGUGAAUUUUUAAUUCUGUAGAUUUCUGUUUUAAAAUAUCCCUUUCAAAGUUUGGGGUUUUAUUUGUCUCGCAAUAAACUUCAAAAGAAAACAGCAGUAAAUAAAAAUCAUGCUUACAUUAACCCUAGUAAAGCAUCCCUCCGCUUCUCCGAGGCAGGUUUGCAGGGGACGCUGACAGACCACCCUCUCUGUACGUGGCCAGUCCGAAGGGUUGGUGACGCUGUCGAGGAAGGGGUGAAGCAUGGAGAGGUCACUGACACUCUGUACCGAUGCAGCCUGGUUGCUGUGGCAGAGGAAGCUCCUGCUCAGCCUCUGUGGGAAGGAGCUGUGAAACCAGUCACAUCUAGUGUGCUGCAUCAGCUGGAUUAAUUUUCGGUCUCCUUUUGCAGCCAGCGGGCAAGGGUUUGCCUCUUCACCUCCAGGUCUCUCUCCUCUGGGUGGGGAGAUGCUGAGUCCUCCCAGCUGCCUUGGAGCUGGAGAUGGUCAGGCUUCAAGGUGCCUGACCUGUACGUUGGGCCCUUGGCAUCCUGUAUUUGAAACAGUCACUUUUUGUCAUCUGGCAGCUCUUAAUUUGACCUGACACACGUACCCUAAAUGUCCUCUUACUGGGGUCUGUUUUUCCCCAAGAUGCAGUGAAGUCCAGAAGCAUUUGGUAGAGUAGGGCACAGUGGCUGGGCAUGCUGAGGUUAGCUGCCCUCCUAAACAUUUAAAGAGGCAGCAGUGAGAAUCCUCCUCAUCUUUUCAUCAUCUUGUUUUGAAACACGUAGUGGUUUUGAACAGGAGUUGUAAUUGGCAAUGAGAGAUUGGAAAAAAAACCAUACAGCACCUUUACUGGGUGCCUGAAGAGAAAGGCAGCUGUUGGAGAGCUUGGCAGUAAUCAAAGCCUCCUGAGAGGUGAAAGAGUUGUUGUUUCUUCUACUUAGUCUGUGUCCUGGACUUGGUGCGUGGCUUUUUGGACUGCAGCAAACUGGUGUUGCCUUGUAAGUGAGCCCGAGCUCAGGCUGAGUGGCAGCACCAGAAGGAUUCCUGCUGGGCUUCGAAGCAUCUCUGAGGCUUCUGCUUGCCUCCUGGCAGGGCAGCACAGGAGUCCUGGUACUUGGGGCUUCACUGGAGCCAGUUGAAAGCAGGACCCAUAGCUUGUUUUUUUUAAGUUACACUUCUGUUAUCAUGUGCUUAUUAAAGGUAUACUAGGUCAGAGUCAAAUCUGAGACCUGUAAAAGACCUUUGGGAACAUGCUGGAAACCAUGUUUGUAUUUUGCUAGAAGCCUCCCAUCUCCUUGGGUUUGGUUUAACUCAUUCUGCUUCCCUGGAUAGUUUUGCUUUCAACAGAUUUGUGUGUUCAGUAAAGAAUGUGGAUUUUCUUUGGUCUAUUUUUGUAACAUAGAUAGGUAGCAAUGCCACAGCAUGCAGAAAUUGCACAUUUUGCUUGAGUUGCUUUGUAAAAUACACUAUUUUGUUUGAGAAAUGUAAUUUAUGCCAAAAAGAGUAACAUGCCAUUUUGCCACUGAGUAGGGUGUUUUAGCACAAUAGGAAACGUCUAAGAGCAUAAAAGGCGGACAUUUUGUAGAUUUAACUGAAAAAUUGUUCCAAUACUGGGCUGUCAGCAUCCCUAAAACUGCAUUACAAGAGAUUAUCUAAAUUAAUCACUCUGAGGAGGGAGGGGAUCAAGGCAAAUCUCAUGACUAAUUCUCCCUGUCCCAUGUGGUCUUUCUUUUUAUUUAGUAAUACGCUGCUACAUAUUUGGAGGUUCUAGUGUUUGUAGGUCACUGAACAGACAUUGAAAUUGAUUUAUAUUGUAUACCUGUAACAUAGAAAGAAAAAGUAUUUAUAUAUUUUCUGUAAGAAUAUUGCAUUGAGCUGUGUAUAAUUUAAACAGAGGCUUGUCCCAAAAUGGUAUUGCCCACCUUGAUUUUUUUUUUUGGCGUUUUUUUUUUCUGGGUUUUUUUUUGUAUAGUGUGUACAGUUCAUGUCAAUGGGCAUUAAAAGCCUCCUGAAGCGUAAUCUUAUCAAAGGGAUGCAUUGUUAAUAAAAUGUACUUAAACUUC